Messenger RNA from Vitrella brassicaformis, 2110 nucleotides. Lineage: Eukaryota; Vitrellaceae. The record is from the annotation of a GenBank genome assembly.
CGGAUUCUCACUGCGUGAGGAUGAGGGGACUUUGAUCCGUAGGAGAUCCAUCUGUUUCAAGAUCUUGCUGGAGACUAUUCAUCUCGUGUCGGCUUCCCCUGUCUGGAAAUGAAGCCGCUUCCCCUUAUCGGCAGCAUGCCGCUGCUGAUGAACGCGGCAACGCUAUCCGUGGCUGUGCAGAGCGUGAAUGUCAAGAGGUGAGGAAGCAGCAGAUGAGCAUUGAGCUGGUCCUGCUUGUGACGCGUCUGCAUGUGCGUAUGUGUGUCGUGUGUCGUGUGUCAGAAGCAGUGGCCUUCCCCUGUUCAUCACCGGGCCCGUGCCGUCAACAAUCGGUGCGGAACGCAGGGCUGCCCUUCCGCUGCUGCAGGUGUCGAUGAAGGCAAACGGCGGGCGCCACAACCACCUUCUGUCCAGACUUAUCCCGCCCUGGCUGAGCCGUCAGCCACCUGCACCCCAUCUGUCACAGCCCGUCCCUCCCACCCGGCUCUCUGGCCAUGGCGGAUUCAACUGUGGUGACGGCGGUGAGCCGCCAGUCCCACCAACCAGCUUGUCGGCGGAUACUGAUGGAGUCGGUGCCGAGCAGGAGGCAGAGCUGGCACUUGCGGGACGGUCAGCCACCAUUGAAGCAGAGGCCCCCCCUGAGCCACCCCAGGAGGGCCACUCAGGCAACAGGUUGGCUUCUCUGAUGAGUGCAGUGUAUCCCUUGUUGGCUGCCGGCGCCAUGAGCACGUGUCUGCAAGCGAGGGCGGCGUCCCCCGCUGGCUUUAUGCGGAUGCCGCCGUCCCAGCUGUCGCCCAGUGUGUUGCUGUAUUGGCUCAACGUGGUGGUGUUUGUCAUCAACGCCAUGUGGGGCAACGCCCUCAACGAGGCGGGGGCCAAGCUGGACACCAAGCUGCUGGUGGGCGAGUGGCACCGGCUCUUCACGCCCAUAUUCCUCCACGCCGACCUGUUCCACCUGAUGAUGAACGACACGUCCCUCAGCAAUGUGGGGCCGUUCGUAGAGGCGGUCUACGGCUGGAGCCGCUUCUUCCUCAUCUACCUCAUCGCGGGUGUGGCGGGCAAUCUGCUCAGCUUCACCCGGAGUGUCGGCAUCAAGGGGCUGGCGAACCUGAGCCCAGGCAGCGCCAGUGGUCGGUCGUUCGUCACGUCUGGGGUGGCUGGUGGGGCACGGGCCGCUAUUCCCAGCCUGGGCGCCUCCGGCUCUGUCCUGGGUUUGGUCGGCGCUUUGGUCGUCUAUGCAUUGCGGUUCCGCCUCGUACUCGGCCAAUCGUAAGCGAAGAAUGAACCAUAUGCACGUGACGUGUCCAUUCAUUCGUUCGUUCGUUUGUAUGCUUGGUUGGCUGGGUGGCUGGCUGGCUGCAGCGGUGAUCGCCUGCUCCGUGACCUCUGCCAAUCCGUAGGGCUCAUCUUCGUAUAUGGGUCAGUCAGCACCCGUACGACGGACAGAUCCCCCCCACCCCAAACAGCCCUGUCAAAAGGCCGUUCUCUGUUUGUCAUGCAGUUUGCUUCCCGGUUCGCGCAUCGACAAUUUUGGUCAUCUGGGCGGUUUUGUGGGCGGCCUGGCGGUAAGUGAGGCAGUGAGGGAGUGAUUGCACACCGCGGCCAUCCAUCGUGGGGGGGGGGGGUGUGUGUGCAGGUGAGUUAUCUGACCGGCCCACGGGUCGACUACCGCUAUGUGGGGGACGGCUACUGGAGGUCAGUCAGUCGGGCAGACAGUCACGAUACGCACAACACAGCACCCACAUUAAUUAGCAUAGCGUCCAUCCAUCCAUCCAUCCGUCUGGCUUGGCCCGUAGGCUGUACCGCGCGCGGCCCAUCAUCGACUUGCCCCGUCGGCAGGACCUAGACGCGCUGCUGAAGACCAAUGCCGGCAGGGCAGAGUCGCGCUUCAAAAGGUGGACAGCCGACUGGAGAGCUCGGUACGGCCAGGGCAGGAGAGGCAGGACACCCGCAAGGAAGUGACGCGACCCUAGUGAAGCUUGCAAGGGUGGGUGUAGAUAACUGACAGUCCCUUAAUUGAUUGUGAUGCAUGUCAUGAGAUGUGUUUGUUUGAGAGUGCGUGUACAGAGAGCGUGUGAUGUGACGUGACAUGCGAGACGACUUUUUGUGA